Ziziphus jujuba (common jujube) is the source of this 1104-nucleotide messenger RNA. RefSeq names its product probable amino acid permease 7. Gene Ontology annotation, cellular component: plasma membrane. The record is from RefSeq and is a predicted model, not a curated record. The coding region runs from base 56 to 976 and encodes 306 amino acids. The transcript is spliced from 4 exons. Lineage: Eukaryota; Viridiplantae; Streptophyta; Magnoliopsida; Rosales; Rhamnaceae.
GCAAUUCAGAAUUCAUACUGUUACCCCAUAAAAGGGAAGCUAAGCAACAGUGGAUAUGAAGAUGCAUCUUAUAUGCUAUUUUGAGGUUGUUCAAAUUUUACUGUCACAGCUACCUGAUUUCCAUAAUUUGCAAUGGCUAUCAAUUGUUGCUGCAAUCAUGUCUUUCAGCUAUUCUUUCAUUGGUCUUGGACUUGGCUUUGCAAAACUCAUAGGAAAUGGUUAUAUUAAGGGAAGCAUUGCAGGAAUCUCUACUUCUACUACAGCUGAAAAAACACUGUCGGUAUCUCAAGCUGUAGGAGACAUUGUAUUUGCCUAUCCAUUCUCUAUAAUUCUCAUUGAAAUACAGGAUACUUUGAAGUCACCUCCACCAGAAAACCAGACUAUGAAAAAGGCCUCCACCAUAGCAGUUGUUGUUACGACCUUCCUCUACCUCAGUUGUGGAGGUUUCGGAUAUGCAGCCUUUGGUGAUGAAACACCAGGGAAUCUCUUAACAGGAUUUGAAUCUUAUGGACCACGUUGGCUCAUCAACUUUGCUAAUGCUUGCGUUGUGCUUCAUCUGGUUGGAGGUUAUCAGAUAUUCUGUCAACCACUCUUUGCAAAUGUUGAAAAAUGGUUAGCCGAGGUGUUCCCACACAGCAGAUUUGUAGAGGACAAUUACACAGUUAGACUGCCAUUGUUGCGCCUUUUUACAUUAAAUCCUCUAAGGCUGUGUUUCAGGACAGCUUAUGUUGUGUCAACAACUGGAAUUGCAAUCAUAUUUCCUUACUUCAAACAGAUAUUGGGCGUGCUAGGCGGCGUGAACUUUUGGCCCAUAAGUAUAUAUUUUCCAGUAAAAAUGUACUUGAAGCAGACGAAGAUUGCAGCUUGGAUAGCAAAGUGGUUAAUGCUUCAAAUUUUCAGCACUGUUUGCUUGUUUAUAACUGUGUUUACCUUGAUUGGAUCAAUCCAAGGAGUAAUAAGUGAAAAACUGAGCUAAAAGGCUGCAAAAAUUUCCUUCACAAUGGGAUCAGAAAGUCUUUUGAAUGUAUUAUAAUGAAUGAUCUUUCCUGGCCUAAAUUGUAAAAGGAAAAAAGAAAUGUUAUCUUGUGUAUAUAAUUAUCACUA